Molecule: messenger RNA, 1076 nt
Organism: Caenorhabditis angaria
Lineage: Eukaryota; Metazoa; Nematoda; Chromadorea; Rhabditida; Rhabditidae
Source: the annotation of a GenBank genome assembly
AUGGGAAAUUUUCGAGCCGAUUAUUUGAGUGUUCCUCAAUAUAAUCUCACGGCAUGUUAUUAUAGAAAAUCCAUGUCUCAAAUGAUUACCAAUACAAUGUGUAUGUUGUAUGAUCCGGAGCAUUUUUUGAGCGGAAAUCAUUCGUUUAAUGAGACGUGGAUGGAUCAGAGGUAAGAGACGCAGAGAAGACAGAUAGCUAGAGAUAAUAAGAUGUUAAAAAGCAGACCACGGUGGUCUGCAAAUUAACUUUGCAAGGUGUUUCGAGUUAAAAAGCAGACCACCGUGGUCUGCAAAUUAACUUUGCACAGUGUUUUGAGUUAAAAAGCAGACCACGGUGGUCUGCUUUUUAACUCAAGAUGCCAUUUUUCAGAGCUUGUAAUCCACACGACAAAAAUGGAUUCGCAAAUUUCCCCGAAAAUCUUCAAAACACUUCACAAAAUACAAGAUUUGUUUUCAUUCGAGACCCAUUUGAUAGAUUUAUCUCAUUUUACUUGGAUAAAUGUUUAAACGAGGAACAAUGUUAUAAUUGUGAACGUGAAGAUAUUCGAUGUGUAGUUCGAGAAAUGUACAAAAGUUUUUUGAAGAUUUCAAAAGGACAGAAGAAAUUAGAAUCGAGUUAUAAUAACUCAACAUAUAUGGAUAUUCAUUCAACGCCAACUACUUGGAAUUGUGAUUUUGUCCGAUUUCGAAAUGUUUAUUAUAUUAUGGUUAUUGGAUCGGAUUUGGAAGAAAGAAAGGAGCCAAUUUCAAAAUUAGUAGAUAUUUUAAGAAGAAAAAAUGUGCCUGAAAAUUAUAUCUCAAAAAUAAAAUUGAAUUUAUUAAAAUCUGAAACUAAACAUUCAACACAUUCCUCGAAAUUUCGAAAACUUGUGGAGGAAAAAGUUAGAAAUGAUAAAAUAAUUCGAGAAUAUUUGCAUAAAAUCUAUUUUUAUGAUUAUUUGGUUUUUCCCGAAUUCGAUAGAGCGCAUUUGGAUCCACCGUAUAAUAUGAGCAAUUCAAGUUUCGAUGAGAAAUAUCGAAAGGAUUAUGAGAAUAUUAUAAGAAAUCAGGAAGAUUUAUCGAUGUUGAAGAAUUGA